This is a messenger RNA of Amoebophrya sp. A25, 1610 nucleotides long. NCBI's taxonomy places the organism in Eukaryota, Dinophyceae, Syndiniales, Amoebophryaceae. The record is from the annotation of a GenBank genome assembly.
GUCGAACCGGAUCUGGCCGUUAUCAGUGAGUUUUCGACCGAGUUUUUCUGAUCGACUUUGGGUAAUCUAAAUGUUAAUCCGUGUAGAGUAAGAAAUUAAUUCCAGAAUGGCGGCUUCCGCUCGUCUACGCGUGCCGAUAAGCGCUGUUUUUCGAGUUGUUGCAGCUGAUGGUAAGGGUCUAUGCGAUCUCACGGCGAAUGAGGUUUUUGCUGCAAAAAAGGUCGUGCUUGUCGGAAUGCCAGGCGCCUUUACCCAAGGCUGAUCCAACACUCAUUUGCCGUCGUUUUUUAAAACCGACAUGAAAAAGCUGAUGCCAGAAAAAAUAGAUUCUGUCGUCUGCGUCACGGUGAAUGACGGAUGGGUCACGCAUUAUUGGCAGCAACACAUAUUGUCAAAAUUGGCUGAAGACGAGCAAACGAAAGCAGCAAUGUUUACGGCAUUUGAAUAACGGUGUAUGCUUUAUUUACAUUUCAAAAUCAAAAUCCCUUUCGACGUUGAUGAAAUUAGCUAACCCCUCCACACACCAGCUUAAGUCGACCCAUAGAAUACCAUCACUACCCUGUCGUCUACAUCAUUCAUCAUCUGCUAUGACUAGAAAAAGAUUGCAGAAAGCACUUAGUUCCGCCCUUUGUCUGCACUCCUUCAUGAAUGCAGAUGCGAUCACUUUUCUACCAUCACUACCCUGUCGUCUACAUCAUUCAUCAUCUGCAUGACUAGAAAAAGAUUGCAGAAAGCCCUUAGUUCCGCCCUUUGUCUGCACUCCUUCAUGAAUGCAGAUGCGGUCACUUUUCUUCCCGACAAAGACUGUCUGGUAACCGCGGCACUUGGUAUGGACAAGGAGAACCCUAACUUGGGAGGUCGGCGCAGCCUGCGGUACGCAGCCUACGUUGUCGAUGGCGAGGUCUUAGAGACAUUCCAGGAUGAAGCAGGACAGUUUACGCGCUCAAGUCCUGAAACCAUGCGCGCCUAUCUCGAAAGUAUCUAGAACAAUCUGUAAUUGUGAUUGUCAUUGGGACUUACAUGAGUUGUAUCCAGGCUCUUCCUUGAAGAAGAUGUAGAUGUUUAUUUUGGAUUUCGUUUUAGAAUUUCCCACCUCAAUUUAAAAAAAAAAAUGAAUCUUGGCAAGAGUCCGGGUCCGGCUUUGAUGUUGAUGGUGUGGUCCUGGAUCUUCAUUCGGUAACGCAGUGUAGCACGUUAAUAUCAUGUUUGUGUGAUUUUCGCUUUCUUAAAAAGCAAUUAUCUGUUCGUUUUUGUAUUUUGAUUGCGCAUGCAGAACAGCGAAUUGAUCUCUUCGUCUUCCUUCCAGAGUUUGUAUGUAGUCUCAGUUAACAGUUAGUUAGCGACGUGCAGAUCCAGAUGUAGUGAGCCGAGCUGUCGUGGUCGAAGAAGUAGUUCUUCAGGUUCUUGUUUCGUAGAGAUAUGAGGUGGACCCAUCAUGACUCAUGAGUAGUACCUAUUUAUCCUUCACCUUCACUAACCGGCGGUGGCACACAACGACAAGAACGCACUUGUGAUAUAUGGUGUGCCAUUUCGUUUACGUUUAGGUUCUUUAGCCGCGAUGGUCACGCAUUUCCUGAAGUGGGGCCCAUCUCAACGCUCUCAGCAACCAU